Molecule: messenger RNA, 3001 nt
Organism: Linum tenue
Lineage: Eukaryota; Viridiplantae; Streptophyta; Magnoliopsida; Malpighiales; Linaceae
Source: the annotation of a GenBank genome assembly
AUGCAUACUCUGCUCGCCGGCGUCGCAAUCCUACUCCCCACCUUCCUCCUCCUCCGAGUCCUCGCCACCACAUCAAUCCGCCACAUCGUCCUCCAAUCCUGCCGCGCAAUCGCCGACCGUCUCCACCUCCACCAAACCUACACCGUCCCCCAAUUCGACCCAACAACCCUCCUCCCAAAUCCGCUCUACUCCAGAGUCGCCGCCUACCUCUCCUCCCUCCAACCCUCCGACUCCUCCGCCGCCGCCACCAACCUCCUCUCCGGCUCCAACCCUUCCCACGACAUCAUCCUCUCCCCGGACCCCAACCGCCACGUCAUCACCGACCGGUUCCUCUCCGCCCCGCUCUCCUGGUCCAACCACCCUGCCUCUUCCCCUGCCUCCUCCGGCUGCAAAUUCGUCCUCUGCCUCCGCAAGAAGGACAAGCGGCGGAUCCUCCGCCCUUACCUCCAGCACAUCCUCUCCGUCUCCGAGGACGCCGGCAGGGAGAUCAAAUCAUUCACCACCCACUUCGCCCCCUCCGCCGCCGCGGCCGAAUCCCCCUGGAGGGCGGUCCCGUUCGCGCACCCUGCCACGAUGGAGACGGUGGUGAUGGACGCGGAUCUGAAGGGGAAAGUGAAAUCCGACCUCGAAUUGUUUCUGAAAUCGAAGCAGUACUACCACCGCCUCGGCCGCGCCUGGAAGCGGAGCUACCUCCUCCACGGCGCCUCGGGGACGGGGAAAUCGAGCUUCGUCGCCGCCAUGGCGAGGUUCCUCUGUUUCGACGUUUACGAAAUCGAUUUUUCGAAAUUGGCGGGCGAUUGGGACCUGCUCAAGCUACUCUCGCAGACGACGCCCCGGUCGGUGGUCGUGAUCGAGGAUCUCGAUCGGCUUCUGGCGAAUUCGUCGGGGAAUUUGAGUUUGAGCGGAUUGUUGAAGUUUAUGGACGGGAUUGGGUGUGAAGAGAGGGUGAUGAUUUACACGAUGACUUCAAAGGAGGGAAUUGACCCAUCGGUGCUGCGGCCGGGGAGAAUCGACGUGCAGAUCCAUUUCCCCCUUUGUGAUUUCCCGGCGUUCAAGACCCUGGCCGGAAAUUACUUGGGGGUGAAGGAGCACAAGCUGUUCCCGCAGGUGGAGGAGGUGUUUUUGUCGGGGGCGAGCUUGAGCCCUGCGGAGAUCGGAGAAAUCAUGAUCGCGAACAGGGGGUCGCCGAGCCGGGCCCUGAAAUCGGUGAUCACGGCUCUCCAGGCCGCCGACGCCGCCGCGAGCGACGCUCGGGCGGUUCGGUUGAUGAGAGAGAGCAGAGCGUCGGGUGUGCCGCCGACGGCGGCAGCAGCAGCAGGGGAUGACGGAGGAGGAGUGUUUUGCAGGGAGAGCGUCCACACGGUGAGGGAGUUCAGGAAAUUGUACGGGCUGUUGAGGAUCGGUAGCCGGCGGAAGGAGGAGAACUCUGUUCCUUCGUCGGAACUGGGCGGCGGCUCCGGCCCGCUGGAGAAGGAAGGGAGAAUCGAUGGAGUAUCUCGCGGUUGUCAAACCUCUAAAGUCUCACUCGCUGGCCCGAGUUCGUUCCGAUCAGCCCUGGGUUCAUUUGCCCUCACAGUUCUUCCAAGAAAGCAUGGUAAGCGUCCCGUGCUCAAUUGUGAGACUUGUCAUCUGGGUGUGUUUCAGUUUGCCAGUCUUGUACCGAUAGUCAAUCCUUUUGUCCCCCAGAAUUACAUUAUUGGAGCUUUCAAGCCCGCAUGUAAUAUAGCAAUCACAUUAAAUGAUGCGAAGAUGCGGAAACAGGUUCCUGUGAAGAAGGAGAAUGGCCAAACCAUUAUGACUCCACUCUUUCAGAGCCAAGAAAGUGUUGCUGGCAAGGUUGUUAUUGAACCACCUCAAGGGAAGAAGGUCGAACACAAUGGUGUUAAGGUUGAGCUUCUUGGUCAGAUUGAGAUGUACUUUGACAGGGGCAAUUUUUAUGACUUUACCUCUCUUGUACGUGAACUGGAGGUCCCUGGAGAAUUAUAUGAAAGGAAAACAUAUCCUUUUGAAUUCUCCACAGUAGAAAUGCCAUAUGAGACGUAUAAUGGGGUGAAUGUAAGGCUGAGGUAUGUUCUGAAAGUGACUGUAAGUCGAGGUUAUGCAGGGAGCAUUAUUGAAUACCAGGACUUUGUGGUACGAAACUACACUCCACCUCCACCUGUUAACAACACUAUCAAGAUGGAAGUUGGAAUUGAAGAUUGUCUACAUAUUGAGUUUGAGUACAACAAGAGCAAGUAUCAUCUGAAAGACGUGAUUAUUGGUAAAAUCUAUUUUCUCCUUGUGAGAAUCAAGAUAAAAAAUAUGGACCUUGAGAUCAGGCGCAGAGAGUCGACUGGGUCAGGGGCGAAUACCCAUGUUGAGACAGAGACUCUUGCUAAGUUUGAAUUGAUGGAUGGAGCUCCUGUUCGGGGUGAAUCAAUUCCAAUCAGACUGUUUCUAAGCCCAUAUGAACUGACACCGACGCACCGCAAUAUUAAUAACAAGUUCAGUGUGAAGUAUUAUUUAAACCUUGUUCUGGUGGAUGAAGAGGACCGUCGCUACUUUAAGCAGCAGGAAAUUACAAUAUACAGGAUGCAAGAAGGCUCCUGAUGAAAGGCAGCCACACUCGGGGAUGGUGAAGGUUUUAUCAGGAUAUAUAGAGAUUAACUGCCGUUUGACAAAAUUGUAAAGCUUUUCUUCAGUCACAGUUGAAAGCUAGUUGUGGGCUUUGGGCAAUGAUCCUGUCUCUGCUGGAAGCUGCUGGUGUAGUACUUCUUGUUUGCAAAAUCUAUCUAACCUUGUGACGUGGUUCGUGCAAGCUCGGCUGUGUGGCAGAAGUUGAGACUUGUCUCGUUGCUUCUACACUGGAAAAUGCUAACCUUCAUUAGAGAUCAUUAGGGCGGGUGGUGCUAAGUGUUUCUAGUGGUUGAGGAUGAUGUAGCAGAGAUCUAUUUAUUAUGCUGUGGUUAUGCAGAAAUUGGGUUAUUUUCACAAAUCACAAGCUUGUAAGUGUACAAUGGGG